AUGCUACUUUCUACUCUAUAUUUUAUUUCUGGGGUACUCGUACUCUUAGUUCUUCGUUGGUACCGCCAACGCCGGCUCGUUCCUUUGCCUGGUCCCCCUCCAACAAGCUAUGUGACCGGGCAUUUUAAGAACAUGUUUGGAUUGAACGGCUUCGAGUUUCAAGAGAAUGUGUUGAAAGCGUAUGGCCCAACCGUUCGGAUGACAGGGGUCAUGGGUGAACAAUUUAUACUUUCGUUUGACCCUGCUUUGAUACACACCGUUCUAAUCAAGGAGAGGUCAAAAUUUGAAAGAAACAAGGGUGGGGCGUUAAUGGUUCGAUCAUUAUUUGGGGGAGGGUUGGCGGGACUGAGAGGCGAAGAACACCGACAACAACGCAAAUUACUGAACCCAGUAUUCACGGGACAGCAUCUUCAGGAAUACGUCGCCAAACAGACAUGCAAUGCGAUCGACAAAUCUCUUUCAACUGGUGUCAUUGACAUAAUCCCGUGGACUACCGCCGCUGCAUUGGAGCUCAUCGGCGAGGCAGGCUUAGGAUAUUCCUUCAGCUCAUUCAACGGAGAAAAAAAUGAAUACAGUACGGCAAUCAAAAGCGUAGGCCAACUGCUCUCCAAGCUGGUGCCUUUCAUUCCUAUUUACCCAUACUUUGUCCGACUACCUGUCACCCGCAAAGCGCUCUCUUACGUACGAAUUCCACUACUGCGCCAAGUAUUGAAGGCCACUAGUCUUCAGAACGAACAAGCGGAGAAAAUUCUACGUACAAGACAAGAUAUGCUAACUAAAGGCACUGAUUUAGAAUCCGUAACUGGAAGAGGAAAGGACAUCUUGACUCAGCUAAUGAAGGCCAAUCAGGAAGGGAUGGAUAGGGAUGCGAUGGUUGGACAUAUGAACAUAUUAAUCUUUGCGGGUCACGAAACUACAAGUUCCAUGAUUGCAAGGAUUCUUGAUAUCCUUUCAAAUAACCUUGAGAUUCAAGAAAAACUCAGGGGCGAGGUGUUGGAGUGCGGGGAAGACAAUGUAUUAGACCUAUCCUACCUUGAUGCGGUAGUUAAAGAGGCUCUGCGUCUCUACCCACCUGCUUCAUACCUCGGACGCAUGUGUGAAGAAGACACCGUAGUGCCACUUAGUUAUCCGAUCUCCACCGCUUCUGGAGUAAUCACAAGUCUGCCUAUUAAAAAGGGCACUCGUCUUGCACUGAGCAUAAUUUUUUCGAAUCGAGACGAGAAGGUAUGGGGUAAGAGAGCUGGAGAAUUCUGGCCCGAGCGCUGGCUCGAGUCGGAACAGUUAGGCGACCCAGGUAUACAAAGCAUAUAUUCGCCCAUUCUAACUUUUGGAGCCGGGAAUUAUGCAUGUAUUGGAUUUAAAUUUGCAGUGAUGGAGAUCAAGAUAAUGAUCGCCCAACUCCUCCGGUCUUUCAAGUUUGAGCCCUCAGGAGAGGAUUACGCUUGGGAGAUUGCGGGAGUUUCGAACCCGUACCUGUCCAAGGAAAGGGGUGAAACUACGAGGCUCCCCAAACUCCCCUUGAAGCGAUGUCAGAAUUCUGGAAAAGUCUGUGUCUAUGAAUAUGUGGAAUACCCGGAGGCCGAAAACCAUCGAAUGACAAGGACAAAACCAGGACCCCGCGCCACCCCCAAAUCAUUGUCACACUUGCGUCGAGGUAAUUCAUCUGGCCUCUCGCAGACUGGCACCAUUUUUCAACUUGCUUCGCCAGUAUCUCGAGACUCUAUAGCUUCCCAUUUCGAUUCGUCUGAGAUAUGUGAGGUUGAAACCUAUCCCCUCUUUGAUCCAACAGCGCCUACGAAUAUAGUCAACACCACCUUUAAUCCUUCGAUCACCCCUGCUACCCCGCAACUGCGCUCUGGUCUCUCGUCAAUGGAGACAUCAUGUACUUCAUUGGAUGCCGAACUAACGGUUGUUGCGCCACAAAUAUGUGGGAUGGUCCCCACCACCCCCGACCUAACAUUACAAGUCUCAACAGCAAACAACCUUGAGGAUGACGAAGACUACGAUGAUGACCCCGAGGGUGUUAGGAAUCUUCUGUGCCUAGCUCCUACUUUGCAUAAGAACGUGCGAGAUAAUUCGUUGCCUUUUGUUUUACAGUGUUAUUCCGGCUGGGCAAUUGCCAGGGUCUUCGAUCCCCUGAAGUUGGUGGAUGCUAUGCGGGACCAAGUUAUUCAGUACUUUUCAUCAGAGGACACACGGAUAAGGACAAUCCUAAUAGCUAAUGUGAUGAAUAAGUUCUCAAAGAGCUUGACAAUCGAUGGUAUAGAAAGGUCGAUUCUAGAUAAGCUAGCAUUGACUGUACGAAGAAACGGCAUUCAUUUUAUGGCCACUCUCCCCUCCGAUCCGGCAUUGGACAGGGAAAAUGCGAUGCGUAUACUAGAUAGCAUGCUCGAGAUAUUUUCACUCCGGACAGUCACACAGAGUAUGGCCACCUGCUUCCAGUCUUUGGAUGAUGCGGCCCCUAUUUUUCGACGCGCAUGUAUUGAGCCACUUGGACAGCCAAUCGAUCUUUCGAGCAUUCUACUCAACCCUAACCUCAACCUUCGGCAUUUCGUGACCACCGAUAUCGUGACGACUGUGACCACCGGUCUACCAACUUACUUCCAGUACAAAGUCUCGUUUUCGCUCGAGCUGUGCGAACAGAUGUAUCGGAUGCAGGAUAAAGUUGGCCUACAGUGGCUCCAUGGAUUCCCCGAUCAAUUUAUUAUGCUAAUCGCUUGGAUCAACUCGCUGCGUGAAACACCUGGGGCUAGCGAAGACACAAAGCUGAUUGAAUGGAUAGAAAAGGCUAUACAACAAAUCCGGUUCGCCACCAGUCGACCCAGCGAUCCAUUACUACGCAUUGGGAGAGUAGUAGUGCAGGAAUGUUGGCGCUGUGCGGCCUUGUGCAAAGCUAAUGCAUGUGACCCCCGUGUGGUAUACGCUCAAAAGGGCUUCAUGAGACUCGUUAGGGGAGUUGUGCAAGCACGAACUCCCGAUGCCUUCCUGUUCACCCCUAUAGUUGUGGCUGGAUUUGCGACAAUCGAGGAAUCCGAUCGCAACGUAAUCCGACAAAGAAUUCUUGGCGUUCGAGAAUGUGCAGAACCAGGAACGGUCGGAAAUAAUUUUAUGCUAAUGUUGGAGGAUGUAUGGACCAGGACGAGAGACGAGGGGCGAGUAGCUGUAUGGUCAGAUUCGAGACUGGCAACUUUCAGGGUUACAGGCAGGUGA
Messenger RNA from Rhizoctonia solani, 3210 nucleotides. Its product is annotated as cytochrome P450 family protein. The record is from RefSeq and is a predicted model, not a curated record. Lineage: Eukaryota; Fungi; Basidiomycota; Agaricomycetes; Cantharellales; Ceratobasidiaceae. The transcript is spliced from 20 exons. Gene Ontology annotation, molecular function: heme binding; iron ion binding; monooxygenase activity. Bases 1 to 3210 code for a protein of 1069 amino acids.